Messenger RNA from Auxenochlorella protothecoides, 1533 nucleotides. RefSeq lists its product as hypothetical. The transcript is spliced from 11 exons. Lineage: Eukaryota; Viridiplantae; Chlorophyta; Trebouxiophyceae; Chlorellales; Chlorellaceae. The record is from RefSeq and is a predicted model, not a curated record. Bases 1 to 1533 code for a protein of 510 amino acids.
AUGGAGGGCUCGACUUCGGGAAACCCUGCCAACAUUCGCUUGGAUGUUGUUAUCCCCCUAUGGCUGCACGUCUCGGACUCGGAAAGGUACCUGCUGCUGGAGGAUCCAGAGACGGGGGAUGUGCUCAUGCCACUCAUCUACAUGAAGGCCCUGCUGGAGGCGAAUUACUCCCGCAAGCUGGCUUCCCUGAAGCACCGUGUCGUUACUUUUCCCCCAGAAAGUCCACUGGCGGAGAAGGACGGUCAGUUGUAUUGGCAGUGGGCCUUUGAGUCCCCUCACAAUGUCAAAGUUGUGGUUCGCAAGGAGCUUGGUGAAGAGAACACCCCCCAGGGUCACCUGCGAGUCGUCCUGAUACCCAUCGUGUACAAUGCCCUGAGUCAGAAGAGCAUGCUGCGGUCCUUGGGUCUUUUCAAGGCCUUGCACAGGGCCAUGAAGCAGUCUACUUACUUCCCCCUGCUUCGACCACCCCCCGACGACUUCAUGGAGGAGCUGGAUGCUGAGCUAGCCAAGGAAUCGGUCCAACCCCCCCUUUUCCACGGACCCCGCACCAUCGAGGCCUCGGCAUCAAAGUACAUGUUCAUGUUCCAGGAGGACGAGGAGCAAAAGGCGCCGGACACCAAGCGGCACUGCACCCGGACCGGCACACCGCUGGACAGGUUUGGGGGCGACGUGUCGAGCAAGACCCCCACCCCCACCCCUCCAGUGCUGGACGCGGGGCUGGGCGCCUUCCAGCCCCCCCGCACCCACUCCCCGGGCUCCCGCGGCGGGGAUGGCGCGGCCACCCGCACCCCGCCCGGCGCGGUGGCGUACGGCCAGGCGUUCGAGCUGGGUGGCGGCCCCCUCACCCACGGCCAGCGCCCGCUGCGGCCCGGCCACGGCCCGCAGGACGUCAACAUGCUGGCGCUGGAGCUGCUGGACGUGAAGGAGGAGCUGGCCGUGGCCAAGCGCUGCAUCGUGCAGCUCUAUGGCAUGGUCCUGGGGGAUGGGUACCAGUCACCUGGCCCCACGGCGUCUAGCUACCCGGUCCCCACGCCCGGACAGGGCGCGGUGAUGAAGCUGGAGCCGGGCGCCCCCACCCUGCACUCCACCGCCCUGGCGGCUACAUACCAGCGCCCAGGGCCGCGUGCCAGCGGCGGCAGCGGCGGCAGCGGGUCGACCCUGCCCGGCGCCCAGAGCUGGGGCGCGGCGGAGCGCUUCCAGACCUGCCUGGCCCCCGCGGCCCAGUACGGGGCGGUGCAGCAGGGGCAGCAGCACGCCUGGGCCAGGGCGCCGAUCCCGGCGGAGGGGCCGGGGCAGAGGGCGCCAUCACCGUAUGGGCGAGUGGGUGGUCGGGGGGAGUACGGCGCCAUGCACGCCGACGGCGGAGCACUGCCCUCGUCGCUGCAGACGUCCAUGCCCACCCCGCAUCCGGGCUCCACGGACGCCGCCCUGUCUGGCCUGCUGGACAGCAGCACCAUCUCCGCGCUGCUGUGCCACCUGUCCGACAAGCCUCCAGACGAUCCGGGUGCGCCGCGGUUUGAGAUCCUCGGUUGA